AUGUUUUCUCUCCCCUCCCUUCCUGUCCCCACAGGGUCUCUCACUCUCCGGCUGCUCCAAACCAUCACCUUCCACAACGCCAGCUCCACGGACAUGGAGUGGACGGCCCUGCUGGGCGACCUGGAGACCCACUCCAUGGACUGCAGCACCUGUGAGAUCCGCUUCCUGCAGCCCUGGGCCCAGCAGGGCCUGACCCUGAAGCAGUGGCAGGACCUGCAGGAGUUCAUCUAUAACAAUCUGUCCAAAUUCAUCCGUAUGGUGAACGAUCUGGUUGAGGAUGAAGGAGAGGGCUACCCCUUUGUUACCCAGUUCUCCAUUGGCUGCGAGCUCCUCCCCAACGGCACCUCGAGGCGAUUCUGUGAUGCUGGGAUGAACGGCGAGGACUUCAUCAGCUUCGACACGGACAGCGGCAAAUGGGUCGCUCGCCGGGGGGAUAAACUGACUCUCAAAGCCCAGGAGAUUCUUAACUGCAACAAAGUUGUGGCCAUCAAGCUUCAGUUUGUCCUGAGAAUGACGUGUGUCAGUCAGCUCGAGAGAUUUGUCCAGUAUGGGAAAGAGUCUCUGGAGAGGCAAGAGCGGCCGGUCGCCGUGGUGUUUGCCCGAGCGCCUCCCCCAGCCGGGACCCCCGCGCCGGUACUGCUGGUUUGCCGGGUCACCGGUUUCUACCCCCGUCCCGUCCGCGUGGCCUGGCUGCAGGACGGGGAGGAGGUGGCUCCGGGCUGGUGGCUGAACUCCAGCGGGAUCCUGCCCAACGCGGACCUGACCUACCAGGUGCGCAGCUCCCUGGCCGUGGGGCCGGGCGCCGGGCACAGCUACGCCUGCCGGGUGCAGCACAGCAGCCUGGGGGGCCGGAGCCUGCUGAUCCCCUGGGAGCAGAGCAGGCCCUGGGGCCCCGGCCUGGUCGUGGGCAUCACCCUGGGGGUUGUGGCCAUAGCCGCCGUGGCCUUGGUGCUGUGGCGGAGCAGACGCAGGGGCUGUCAGGACGUUAGACCAGGGCAGUCCAGUCCCUGAGGGGGUGGCACCGGCCCAGGCGUGGGGAUCGGCCCCUCUCCUGGGGACACGGACCUUGGGGCUGGAUCUGUGCCCGGUUCCGUGAGGGCCGGUCUGGAUCAAAUCGCUGGGAGAUCGGGGCCCAGGGUGGGGGGUGGGAUUCUCCUCCCUCUGGGACAUUCGGGGCACGUUGGACACUUGGGGACGCUGUGGGAUCGCUGGGCAGGGCCGCCCAGAGGGAGGGGGCAAGUGGGGCAAUUUGCCCCAGGCUCCGCAGGGGCCCCCAAGAGAAUGUCUGAGGCAUCCAUUGUUUAUAUGCUACCUUAAACGUCCUCAAGUAGACUUCUUAUGUGAAUUGCAGCUUUCCAAGAUUCAUUGUUCUUUAGGUGUCUCUUGAUUAGGUCCUUAACUUCAACAUCCCUUUCUCUAGGAACUGACCAAAUGCUCUACUAAGGUUAUUUAGAAAUCAAGCCAGUACACAGCCAAUAUUUAUAACUUCGAAUACAAAAAUGAGACAUGCAUACA
Chrysemys picta bellii (western painted turtle) is the source of this 1515-nucleotide messenger RNA. Lineage: Eukaryota; Metazoa; Chordata; Testudines; Emydidae. The record is from RefSeq and is a predicted model, not a curated record.